AUGGCCCCCCGGUUUCAAAGCGUUGCUGUAAUCGGUGCUGGCCCAUCUGGCAUUUCUGCCGUCAAAGCCUUGCAAGAAGAAAAGAUUUUCCAGACGAUACGUCUAUUCGAGCGAAGAGGUCACAUUGGAGGAAUCUGGCAAUAUGAUGAGAUUCCCGAUCGCUUUCCAUCUCUCAAGUCUUUCAGUCGACAAGAUAUCGAAAUCCCAAGUCACCUUCCACUCCUCAGAUCUCCUUCUCCUGAAGAUGUGACGUCUCGCACAGGCAUCUACGAAGGACUUGACAGCAAUGUCGGUGCCAAAGUCAUGGCUUUUAGCCACACUCCGUUUCCUGAAAUAAAUUCGGCAUCGUCAACCAGACAAUUAGGGCAUUCCAACCCAACCCGGCCGUUUCGCGUGGUGAGAAAAUACUUAGAAGACGUGUUCCAAGACUACCUUCACCUUGCCUCGCUAAAUACGACAGUCGAAAAGGUUGAGAAGCGAGACCAAAAAUGGACCUUAGCACUUCGUCAGUCUGGGCACGGCGAUGGCAACACUCCCAAAGACUAUUGGUGGGAGGAGCAAUUUGAUGCUGUGAUUGUUGCAUCGGGGCAUUACAGCGUGCCUUUUGUUCCUUUUGUUCCAGGACUAGACGCUGCGUUCGCGCGCUAUCCAACCGCAUUUGAGCAUUCGAAGUCGUUCCGAACGGCAGACGAUUAUGUGGGUAAGCGCGUGGUGGUCGUUGGAGGUAGUGUCUCCUCCGCAGAUCUUGUCGCAGAUUUACAUGCCAUUGUGAAAGGUCCUCUCGAGGUAUCCCAGAGAGGGAAGAACGAGGCACUGCAAGCCGCAUGGGACCUACCUAAUGUCAAACUUAGACCAACGAUCAAAGAGAUCCAAGCAACGGAGAAAGGAAUAGAUGUUUUGUUCUCUGACAACAGCCUUUUGGAUAGUGUCGACAAAAUCAUUUUCGCCACUGGGUACAAGUUGUCUUAUCCAUUCCUUGUACCGAACCCCGUGACUCCCAACAACCGGCUGGGGGGAUUUUACCAGCAUAUUUUCAAGAUUGGAGAUCCGUCUUUGGCUCUGAUCGGCCAGGUCCGCGCUGCGCUUAGCUUCCGGGUUUAUGAAUACCAGGCCGUUGCGGUAGCCCGAUAUUUUGCCGGAAGAAACGCGGCGUCCUUGCCUACUCCACAAGAACAGGAUAUUUGGGAGGUCCAGCGCCUUCAAUAUAAAGGCCACACAGCCCUCUUCCACGAAAUCAGGCCUGAUUUCAAGGAAUACUUCAGUUUCUUGACAGAUCUAGCUGGUCCCCCAGCACCGGGAACGGAUGGUUACCCACUGCCUGUUUGGGAAGAUCGAUGGGCGGAACAAGGAUUCGAGAUUCUCCAGCUAAAGGACAAAUACUGGAAGUCACUGCGAAGGGCAGAUGGAUUAGUGGCAGUGGCAGCUAAGCUGUGA
Penicillium griseofulvum is the source of this 1434-nucleotide messenger RNA. Its product is annotated as Flavin monooxygenase FMO. The transcript has a single exon. Bases 1 to 1434 code for a protein of 477 amino acids. The record is from RefSeq and is a predicted model, not a curated record. Lineage: Eukaryota; Fungi; Ascomycota; Eurotiomycetes; Eurotiales; Aspergillaceae. Gene Ontology annotation, molecular function: N,N-dimethylaniline monooxygenase activity; flavin adenine dinucleotide binding; NADP binding.